AUUCAUCGAAGAUACGAGACGUUUGUUGCCUAUGCGUUUACCAUCGUUCGUCUAAUACCACUAUAGAAGAUCGUCGAUAAAAUAUCGUUUCGCGGCGGAUUUCGCCUUGCGAUCGUGAUAGCCAUCUCCUUCGAAUACCAUCAUCCUUUACUUUCCAUUCGUAACACACGUUCGAUUCAGUCGUGGGCGAAGGAGGGAGGUGGGCCAGAGGCAAGGCGUUUGCAACGAGCGAUCGGAGGAGAAACGAGAGACCUAAGCAAAACGCGAUAUGAUGUAUCCAGGGUGUAGGGAGAAAGAGGCGGCAGCUACGAUUGGGCGAGCCGGACUGCGGCGAGGAUCCGCCGGAUUGGCCGAAAAAGAGCCCUUGCCAUCCGCCAAAGGGCCCCUGUAAGCCCAUGGGUCCACCGGGCUAUCCCGCGAAACCGAAGCCGGAAAAGAAGCCGUUUUGCGUUAAGUGUCCAGCGAAGAAACCGUGCAAAACGAAAAAAUGUUAGGCGUUGGGCGUCACGCGCACCGAGAGACAGAGGGUACGUGGAGAUAGCGGCGGACUAAACGAUCCUCUAUCGAUCAAAAUCUCUGUUGUCUGCGUCGUAGGACAAAUACGAUUUAAACGCACCGUUGCUGAGACCUCUUCUCAAGCUUUCCACCGCGAUGCUUGGUAACUUCCGAACCAGAAGUCGAUACUCUUUGGGAUCGUACGUUCUUAAUGGGCGCAGUUGGCCGUCGUCGAAAAUACCUAACGCGAGCCUAGCGUUCGCGAGGAACUUUACCGCUACACCCGCCCUAUCGAAGGAUAGCGAGAAGAUCGUGCGUUUAUCGGAAGGAUUGACGAGACGCUUGUGGCAAGAGCAAGCGAGAUUCUUUCGAAACGAUUGCAUCCUGAUGGGCAAAGCGCACGGCAAAAGGCCACCUCGUCCUCCCUCCAAACUCUCUUCCAAGUCAGUUCCCGAUUGUAGCAAAGGCCAGAGUUCACGGAGAAGGUCUUGCAGACAAUCGUACCAACGACAGAAGCCGUGUAUCCCACAGGAUAAAUGCGUGCCACCCGCUCCACCAUGCUCUCGUCCACGUCCAAAGAACCCCAAGUGUCCCCAGCCUGAAACACCUUGCCCACCCCCUUGUCCCAUGCCCUGUGAAAAACCCGCGGAGGAGAAGCAUCUGCCGCCGAAGAUAUGCUAUCGAAGGUGUCCUCUGCCUCCGAGACCGCCCAAGCCUCCCAAGUGUCCCAGGUGUCCAGCUCCAUUGCCGCCUCCACCGCCACCCAAGGUACCUCGACCGCCCAAAUGUCCGCCACCCUGUCCGCCACCUCCCGCACCACCGCCACCCAGGUGUCCAAAAGUGCCAAAGUGUCCCGAAUGUCCACCGCAAAGAGAGUGUCCGCCGCCACCGCCUUGCGAACCUUGCCCUUGUCCGCCGCCAUGCCCUCCAGCCUACUGUCCACCUCCACCACCGUGUCCACCUUGUCCACCACCCAUUCCGUGUCCCAGACCACUUCCUUGCCCACCUCCCCCUCCGCCCAGAAUCUGUCCACCUUGUCCACCGUGCGCGGAGUGUCCCAAACCUCCACCCUGUCCACCUCCGCCAUCGUGCAGUCCUUGCCCCUGUCCUAAACCGCCACCGCCUUGUCCAUGCCCGAAACCCUGUCCACCUUGCCAACAAGUAGCCAAACCGCGAGUCUCCUGCCCCAAGGACGUCCCGUCUUGUCCCAAAAAUAGCGGGAAAAAUCCGCGAAAGAGGAACCGAAAUAAGCCGAAGAAGAGGGGGAUGUCUACUUAUCACGCAGUAUCCAGGUUCGCGCCUCUGAGCAUCGAUUACAGAAGAUUCCACGUCGACUCGACGUUACUCGGUUCGUCCGACGAGUCUAGAAAAUCCACAGCGAAACCACCCAGUUGCAAGGAUUUGGAAGACAUUUGCGAAGACAAGAGACGCAGCUGCGUGAAGCCUUGCGAGAAGAAGCCCGAGAAGAAGAAGAAGAAGAAGGACGUGUGUGCCGGCAGAAAGCCGGUAAAAUUGCGGGAGAAGAAGAAGGAGAAACAGGACGAGUGUGACGACAGGUGCCUACCAAAGGGAAAGUGCGAGGUGCCUGAAAUCGCUAAACCGCCGAAAAUGGAAUACGGGCCGACUACUUGUCCAGCCCCGAAGUUUGUCUCGCCUAAACCCUGUCCGGAAAUUCCCGAGGCGAAGUACGAAGUAGAAUCGUGCGUGGAAGUUCGAACGUCCGGUAAAGCGAAAAAAGAAAUCUGCGUCCCGCCGCCUCUUCCCGAACCACCGACGGACCCGGUGAUUCUUUGCCCUUGUCCACCUCCACCGAAAAUGCACCCUGGACCUUGUCCUUGUUACGACUUAAAAGCGGUUAAACCGUCCAAGCCGACGCUGCCACCGUGUCCGCACAAGGAGAAAUACGUUUGUUGCAAAGAUCCGUUUUAUUGUCCACCGGAGAAAUUGGAGUGCAAGAGGCGCAAGCCUUGCGAUCCCAAGAAAAUGAAAAAGAGGAAGGAGAGGAGGGACAAAUAGCGCAGGUAAGAGGCUUUCUAUAGCGUGGCACUUCUGUCUGCCAAGUUUCAAAAUAUCUGGUCUAACUAUCAGACGUGGUAAAAUUGUCGAUCUUCGAACCGUUGUAGCUUUCUGAAAAAUAAUCAUAGAACAAUCGUUAGGCGACUGUGUUUCGAAGCGAAUGCUCAGAUUAUUAUUUAGGAAGCUAUAAGCGAUCGAGAGACAGGCGAUAUUUUAUUUUACUGCCCCGCGUGUAAUACUCUUUUGAUAUUUAAACUUCUAGAGAAAGCGAAUAUCCGGACAAUCGACGAAAAUGGAGAAGCCAGAAGAGGAUCGCAGUUUCUCACGGGGUCUAUCUGACGUUGAUUUCCCGGAUCGAUGUUCGUCAACGAUAUUUUCAGUCGCUUCGUUCGUUGGCUCUCGCUUCGAGGAUCGAUCUGGCGCCGAUCGAAAUUGUCCUUCACCUAUUUGGCCUGCCUGUGAUCGCUCGAAAGAUCCGAGGAACGAGACGCAGAGGGCGAACGAGCAGACUUGUUCGUGUGUGUUCUUUGUCGCGUGCCUGACGUCGCGCUUUCGUCUUAAAUUCAUUCGUUGCGCCGUCGAGUCUCGUCACGUACAGCCCCGACAAUCGUGAGGAAGGUGAAAAG
Messenger RNA from Bombus huntii, 3137 nucleotides. RefSeq lists its product as uncharacterized. The coding region runs from base 652 to 2511 and encodes 619 amino acids. The transcript has a single exon. The record is from RefSeq and is a predicted model, not a curated record. Lineage: Eukaryota; Metazoa; Arthropoda; Insecta; Hymenoptera; Apidae.